GGGCAGUUAAAGUUAGACACGGAAAAUCAUGGUUUGACUUUUUUUUUUGGGACGGAGGAAGUAUACGCCAAUCAUUUGAUUCUUCCCCACCUAAUAUGCCAGAACCCAAUCACAAUCGCUCAGCAUCUUAUUCGCCCGCUCCAGCCAUACCUGCUUUAUCUAAGACCCGAGAACACUCAAAGUGAUUAGCAGCAAAAAUUCAAAAAAAAAAGUGAUUAGCAACAAUGCUGAGGUUCUUUCAAAUAAACAAUGCUAAGUUUCUUGCUGUCCCAGGACCCAGAUGAAGCACAGAUUAAAGUACAUUAUUAUGUGCUAAGGUUUCUUGUUGCCCCAGGUGAAGCACAAAAUUAAAAGAACAUCAUGGUCUAGCUUGUGCUAUCCGGUAUCUAAUUCUUUGUACUCUCCACUUACCUCUUACAAAAGUGACAAGCAAGUCAGUCUAAUGGACAUGCAACCGGGUCAUUACCAGCAGAGGAGGAUGGUUGCUUCGAGCAAGGCCAUCAAGGUCGGGCCGUGGGGAGGCACCGCCGGGAGCCCGUGGGACGACGGCGCGCACCGCGGCGUCCGGAGCAUCGCCCUGACGUACGGGCGGUUCCUCGAGUCGAUGAGGGUGGAGUACGACAGGAACGGCCACCCUGUCCACGGCGAGAAGCACGGCGGCGGCGGCGACGGCAGAACAAGCCGCACUGCCGAGGUGAAGCUGGACUACCCGUACGAGUUCCUGACCGGCGUCGGCGGCCGGUGCGGCCCGGUGGCGCACGGCGGAUCGACGGUGGUUCGGUCGCUGACGUUCCGGACGAGCACGGGGGCGGUGCACGGGCCGUUCGGGGACGCGUCGGGGGACGGGGUGCCGUUCGAGUACCCGAUGGAGGGCGGCGUGGUGGUCGGGUUCAGCGGGAGGAGCGGGUGGUGGCACCUCGACGCCGUCGGCCUGCACGUCGCGGCGCUGCGCCCGGAGACGCUCUGCGACGUGGUCCAGGAGCGCGGCGCCAUGGCGUACCGGUCUUUCGUCUACGGGAACGGCGGCAGCAGCUCGGGAGCGCAUCAGCUGCAGCAGAAGAGGAAGCCGUUCGAGUGGUGCUACAAAUAAGCAGACAAAACGAUUCCUUUUUCUGCGGAAUAAACAGUGAUUGAUUCGUAACUAA
Messenger RNA from Oryza sativa Japonica Group (Japanese rice), 1145 nucleotides. NCBI's taxonomy places the organism in Eukaryota, Viridiplantae, Streptophyta, Magnoliopsida, Poales, Poaceae. The record is from RefSeq and is a predicted model, not a curated record.